Messenger RNA from Lactuca sativa (garden lettuce), 925 nucleotides. RefSeq names its product CASP-like protein 1. NCBI's taxonomy places the organism in Eukaryota, Viridiplantae, Streptophyta, Magnoliopsida, Asterales, Asteraceae. The record is from RefSeq and is a predicted model, not a curated record.
AACAUCCAACUGUUAUCAUGCAAAUCUGUUGACCAACUGCUGUAUAAAACUAGAAUCCGUGAUGCCAUAAAUCCAACAACACUUCCAAAGAAAAAACAAACACUGCCUUUCUGUAUAAUCUGCAUCCCGGAAUUAAACCAUGGCAUCCAAUGACUCCGCUAUUCCUCCACAUGCCCAUGCCGCCGUUAGUAUGGAGGUACCACUAAAGACGUCAGCGCCACCACCGGAGUACAGUGCUACAAGAGGCGCAGGUGGAUCUAAGAAGCAUGCAGUGGUUGAUGUGUUCUUCAGGGUCGUGCUUUUUGCAACUUCGGUGGCUGCUAUCGUUCUUCUGGUCAUUUCUAAUCAAACUGAGCUUAUUCCGAUUGCACCCGGGAUAGCAAUAUCCAGGACUGGAAAAUUCAGUCACUCCCCAGCUCACAUAAACCUUUUGGCAACGCUCUGCACGGCUGCUUUAUACAGCAUCAUCACCGGUUUAAUAUCAGUUUUCGCACUCAGGAAGCCAGGAGGAACCUCAACAAAGCUAAAUUUUCAUUUUGUGAUAGUCGAUUCACUGCUAUUAGGUAUCAUGGCUGCAGCAACAGGAGCAUCAGGAGGUGUAUCUUACGUAGGACUCAAAGGAAACUCUCAUAGCAGAUGGAACGAGAUCUGUGACACGUACGAUACUUACUGCCUCCGCGUUGGAGCCUCUAUUGCUUUGUCGCUCGCAUCCUCCGUAACACUUCUACUGUUGGUUUGGAUCAAUGUCUAUGCGCUUUCCAAGAAGAUCGCCAGGCGAUAGUUUACUACAUAUCAAAAAUAUUUCCGAUGUACAAGUUUCAUGUUAUUCAUCUUUUGUAGUGUAAAUUUGUAUGUACAUUUACUUCUUGCCAGUUUUGUUUUGUGUUUGUAAUAUUUGUGGUUGAUAAAGAUUGCAUUAAAGUUA